This is a messenger RNA of Papaver somniferum (opium poppy), 1773 nucleotides long. Its product is annotated as ureide permease 2-like. Gene Ontology annotation, cellular component: membrane. Gene Ontology annotation, biological process: nitrogen compound transport. The record is from RefSeq and is a predicted model, not a curated record. The transcript is spliced from 8 exons. Lineage: Eukaryota; Viridiplantae; Streptophyta; Magnoliopsida; Ranunculales; Papaveraceae. Bases 349 to 1572 code for a protein of 407 amino acids. Gene Ontology annotation, molecular function: uracil:monoatomic cation symporter activity; allantoin:proton symporter activity.
UCAAAAUUGGUCUCAAGGACGACAACAAAUCAUCUAACUAGGAGAUUCAUGGGAUCCACAUGUCUAACUAAGAUUCCAAAUCCCUGGAAUCCCUUCAUUACAAAAGUAAAAUAUUCCUUCUUCUUCUUCUUUUAACUGAAUCCGUUUCUGUUACUGUUAGUCAAACACAAGAAAGAAAGAAAGAAAACCCAAUUCUGAGGAGCUGUUCUUGUUCACCAUUAUCACACCCACCUCUCCUCUUCUUCAGAUUCUGUUCUCUUGUUGGGGGAUAUUACUGCUUUUGCUUCCUUGAUUUCUCAUUCAAUUGAGAGAUUUUGGUUGUAUAAUCAUAGUACAGGGUUGCUCAAGAUGUAUGUAGUUGAGAGUAAGGCAGGAGCCAUAGGAUGCAUGUUGCUUGCUCUACUCUUCUUGGGUACAUGGCCUGCUAUUCUUACUCUUUUGGAAAGAAGAGGGAGGCUUCCUCAACAUACUUACCUUGAUUACUCUAUCACGAAUCUCUUGGCUGCGGUGUUAAUUGCCUUGACAUUCGGUCAAAUUGGCGAUGGCAAACCCAAUACGCCGAAUUUCAUCACUCAGCUUUAUCAGGACAACUGGCCUUGCGUCUUGUUUGCUAUGGCAGGUGGUGUGUUUCUCAGUCUUGGAAAUCUCGCUACUCAGUAUGCUUGGGCAUUUGUUGGUCUCUCGGUGACAGAGGUCAUAACUGCAAGCAUAACAGUUGUUAUAGGAACAACUUUGAACUACUUCUUAGAUGAUCGAAUCAACAAAGCCGAGAUUCUAUUCCCAGGAGUUGCAUGUUUUCUAAUUGCGGUUCUUCUUGGAUCUGCUGUUCAUUCUUCAAAUGGAACUGAUAAUAAAGCAAAGCUUAGUAGUUAUACGGAUGAAAAGGGGGCAAUUGAGAUAUCAGAGUCUAAGAAUGUGUACAAGUACACAGUAAUUGUAGAUGGAAACAAGGAUUUAGAGGAUGGAAACGUUAGUGUUGAGAAAGCUGAAGUAGGAACUGCUGACUUCCUUAUAGAGCUUGAAAAUAAAAGAGCAAUCAAGGUUUUUGGGAAGAGCACUUUGAUCGGUCUGGGUAUUACAUUCUUUGCCGGCUUUUGCUUCUCUCUCUUCUCGCCGGCAUUCAACUUGGCAACGAAUGAUCAAUGGGACACAAUGAAAGAAGGGGUUCCCCAUUUAGUUGUCUACACUGCGUUUUUCUACUUCUCGGUUUCUUGUUUUACAAUUGCUAUUAUUCUAAACAUCACAUUCCUGUACUACCCUGUGCUUAACCUACCGAGGUCAUCUCUUAAGGCUUAUGUGAAUGAUUGGAACGGUAGAAAUUGGGCUCUUUUGGCAGGGCUCGUUUGUGGAUUUGGGAACGGUCUCCAAUUCAUGGGUGGUCAAGCUGCUGGAUAUGCAGCUGCAGAUGCUGUUCAGGCACUUCCACUUGUGAGCACAUUUUGGGGUAUACUUCUGUUUGGAGAGUAUCGGAAGUCGUCAAAAAAGACAUACGUAUUGCUUGUUAGCAUGUUGCUGAUGUUCAUUGUGGCAGUAGGGAUUCUUAUGGCAUCAUCAGGGCAUCGAAAAACAUGAUGAAAGUUGUGUAGAAUCUUAUUGUAAAUAGAUCAUCAAAUCCUUGUCAUCAAAGAGAGAAUUUCUGUAACAAACAUCUCUGAUAAAGAGGAUCGUUAACAAGUUCACUUCAUAUCCUUGUGAGGAACUCAUGAGUUAUAUGUAAAUUAAGUAUUUGUAUUGAAUUACCAUCCAAUAGUAUAAAUCAAAAACAUACACAAA